Messenger RNA from Striga asiatica, 342 nucleotides. NCBI's taxonomy places the organism in Eukaryota, Viridiplantae, Streptophyta, Magnoliopsida, Lamiales, Orobanchaceae. The record is from the annotation of a GenBank genome assembly.
CUGUUCGCUGCUGGUCUCGUCUAUGGCUCCGGUUUGAAGGUUGCCGGAGGGAGCCUUGGUCGUCGGUCGCAGGUCGAGGACGUGGCUGGAAGUCGAAGGUCCCAGCAGUUGCCGAAGGACGGGGCUGAACAGAGCUCGGUCGCCGAGAGCUCAAAAUCGCCGAACAAUGGUCGGGGCUCGGAGCAGCCACGGCCCGGCGGAAAUCGAGGCCCGAUGUCGUCGGAGGUAGAGGCCCGUCCGAGGUCGCAGCCCGGACGUCGCGGUGACUAUGCGAUGCCUCCGAAGGACUGGGCUCGUCGGACGAUGGUCGUGCGUGCGAACGCUCGCCGGUCGGAGCUUUGA